AUGAAAUUCGUCGCGGUCAGCUUGACCGUUUUUCUCGUCGGCACCCAUGCGGCCAGCAUCGCCACCGGUGAAUCCCAGGCGAUUGGCAGCAUCAUGUCAAACAUGCAGGCUGGUGACGACUUCAAGACCGCUCUCGAGAAGGCCAAAAACACGGCGAGCGGCGCCGCGCAGAACGCGCUAAACGACUUGAGGAGCAAGUUCCAGCAGACAGUCGCCCAGGCCCAGGUCUCCAUGCCCACUGCUGAUGACUUGAAGGCGCAAGUUCAAUCGAUGCACAUCAUGCCGGCCAUGGCAUCACCAACCUCGGGCGGCUUCAGCGACAUGAUUCAGAGAAUCAAGGCCUCUCAGCCGAACUUCGCCACCCUGAUGCCCACCGCUAGCAGCAGCAGCUUCCAGAUGCCCAGCAUGGACCCGGCCAUGAUGGCCGCAAUGGGCAAGCAGAUGCUCGCGAUGCUCAAAACCAAGCUCGAGGGAUAUGGCGUCGACACCGCCGAGCUCCAGAGCUGGUUCCAAGCCAACGGCCAAACCGCCACUUGGAAUGAGAUGAUUAAGCACGUCACCGAGGCUUUCCCAGCCGCCAUGCAGGCUAACGUCACCGCCCACAUCAACGCCAUGAUCGAGAAGCAGGACGAGUGCAUGAAGACUGCCGUCCAGUUCUUCCAAAACAUGACCAAUGUCGCCCAGCAGCUCUCGGACAUCAUCGGCAACCGCGACCAGAAUGCUAACCAAACCGGCCAGGCCAUGAAAAAUGUUGUCGCCAACAACCCGCCGCUCGUCCUCGCUGAGGUCAAGAAGGUCUUCAUCGACUACAUCAUGGCCCAGUACGGCGAUGCCAUCAAGGCGAUGAUGCAGCAGAUGGGUGGUAUGUCUCCCCAAAUCAUGGUCAACUACGCCCAGGCCGAUCCUGCCGCUUCCGGCGACUUCAGCGCCGCCGUCAUGCCAGCCGACUAUACCCCAAACAGCGGUGAGGCCGGAGUCGCAUCUGACUAUGGCCAGACCGACGACUCCUCCGCUGACGACGAUUCGACCGACGACGCCGCUGCCACCAAGAAGGCUGCAAAGAAAGCCGCGAAGGCCGCGAAGAAGGCAGCGAAGAAGGCCGCGAAGGAGGCCGCCAAGAACAAC
Mesorhabditis spiculigera is the source of this 1125-nucleotide messenger RNA. The record is from the annotation of a GenBank genome assembly. NCBI's taxonomy places the organism in Eukaryota, Metazoa, Nematoda, Chromadorea, Rhabditida, Rhabditidae.